Messenger RNA from Scylla paramamosain (green mud crab), 519 nucleotides. RefSeq names its product prostatic spermine-binding protein-like. The record is from RefSeq and is a predicted model, not a curated record. The transcript is spliced from 2 exons. Lineage: Eukaryota; Metazoa; Arthropoda; Malacostraca; Decapoda; Portunidae. Bases 1 to 519 code for a protein of 172 amino acids.
AUGAGCCAGGUGGCUCUCCUAAAUGAUGAUGAUGGUGAUGAUGAUGAUGAUGAUGAUGAUGAUGAUGAUGAUGAAGAUGAAAAUGAUUGUGUUAACGAUGGCGAUAAUGAUGGUGAAAAUGAUGACGGUUAUAAAAAUAAUGAUGACGAUUUCGAUAAUAAUGGUAUUGAUACUAAUGACGGUGAUAAAGAUAAAGAUGGUGAUGGGGAUAAUGAGAGAGGUCAUAAUCACAAAGGCGAUGAUGAUGAUGGUGAUAAAGAUAACGAUGACGAUGAUAAUGAUAGUAAUAAUGAUGACACAAUGUUCCUACUUCACCUGAUCGUUUCUAUGGUUAUGACGGCUGUGGUCCUGCUGGAGGCUUCCACGCUCCGCACAAGUCAGCUGGUUGAGGAACUCUUGGACGCCGAGCAGAUGGGAAGCGCAAUUAGCCAGAUGGUAAAGACACAUAUUCCUCUUUGCUAUCUCGUCUUCCUGAGCACACAACCCAACUUGCCCAUACUCUCAAUUGUUAGAAGGUAA